AUGAUGGGAGGAUCCAGAGUCCGAGUCAGAACAAGUGAAGGGAGAUGGACUGUAAACAAUAGGAUUUUAAUCUGAAACGUGGCACUAAAACUGCCACCAGAAGAUUACGUGUACAACCACACACACACACAAAGUCCCAAUGCUAAGCUGAGACCCUCGCCCCAUGGCGUUUAUAAGUCAGUAAGGAUGUGUGGGUGUGGUUGUACACGUAAUCUUCUGGUGGCAGUUUUAGUGCCACGUUUCCCCUCUAGAGAUUAGAGAGUAAGAUGGAGUUGGAACUUGGAGGAAGCAGCAGUUAACACACACACAAAUGUGUUGGUACCGGCCAGAGCAGAACAGGCCAUGCUGUAGAAACCUCAACAGCUGGGCGUGUGCUUACGACAGAGGAACUCUGACAGAAUGGGAACAGUAGUGUCUCUCUUUGUGUCUCUCUUUUAUGUCUCUCUAGGACAAAAGACAGUCAGAUUCUGUCCCAUGGUGACUUCAAACGAGAUGCCCACAGCUGUACUUGACAAACUGUCCAUCUCUCCCUGUUCUACUUUCUAAAUGUCAUCCUACCACAUAAAACCUGCAAGUCAUUCAGAGACAAGUCCAAGCUGCUGAAAAUGUACACAGUCUGUCUGUGAUGUUAUUUUACUGUUGGCAGGAUUUUCAUUUGUGCGGGUGGUAGAAUAUGAGUUAAGACUUGCAGGAUUUGGGUUGAUCUGUUCCUCGCUUCUCACCAGAUUUGAGCUGUGUGUGUGUGUGUGUGUGUGUGUGUGUGUGGUGCGUGCGAGGUGUGUGUGUGGUGCGUGCGAGGUGUGUGUGUGUGGUGCGUGCGAGGUGUGUGUGUGUGGUGCGUGCGAGGUGUGUGUGUGUGUGUGUGUGUGUGUGUGUGUGGUGCGUGCGAGGUGUGUGUGUGUGUGUGUGUGUGUGUGUGGUGCGUGCGAGGUGUGUGUGUGGUGCGUGCGAGGUGUGUGUGUGUGGUGCGUGCGAGGUGUGUGUGUGUGGUGCGUGCGAGGUGUGUGUGUGUGUGUGUGUGUGUGUGGUGCGUGCGUGCGAGGUGUGUGUGUGUGUGUGUGUGGUGCGUGCGAGGUGGUGUGUGUGUGUGUGUGUGUGUGUGUGUGGUGCGUGCGAGGUGUGUGUGUGUGUGUGUGUGUGUGUGGUGCGUGCGAGGUGUGUGUGUGUGUGUGUGUGUGUGUGUGUGUGGUAAAAGCAGUGAGUGUACUGGCACACAUUCAGAGAAGAAAUGCUGCCUUCCUCAUACUGUGAUGGGAGGUGGGAACACGCACACACUCUGUCUCUAACGCGCACACACACACACGCCCAUCACACACACUGACACACACACACACACACACACACACGCCCAUCACACACACGCCCAUCACACACACUGACACACACACACACACGGCAUGGUACAGCAUCACAACAGUAUGGCACGCCAUGCCAGGCAGCAUCACAGAUGGAUUAUGGGAGUGGAUCAGAUCUCAAUUAACUGCUAGGUUCUAUGGCUCAUCCUCAUCCCGUCUUUAUUGAGCGGCUUUAGUGCUGCUGUCCUCUCCUGGCUCUGACUGUGAUUAAAACUCAGUGGAUAAUGACAACUCUGUUAAAGGACCAGUGCAGCCAUUUUUAUCUCUUUCAAAUCGUUUAAACAAAACAACUAAACAAAAAUAGCUUCUUAGCAGAGAGCAAUUUCUCAAGCAAGAAUUUAGCUAGGACUGUCAGAGUGGUUUGAGUGGUGAGGGGGAAACUGAAAAUUAGCUGUUAUUGGCAGAGAGGUUUGGAACUCUCUUUCUUAUUGGUCUAUUAACUAAAUACCGCAUGGUGAUGUCACCAUGGAAGGUCAAAACUCCAUCCCACCAAAACAGGCUGAAAUUUCAGGUGGUCUUUUCAACCAGCUCUUACACUACGAACAUCAUUUUCACAGUAUUAUUCCAACCUCAUAGUGUGGAAAUAUAGAGUAUAUAUAAAACACAGGAAAAUUACGUUUUUGACUGCACUGGACCUUUUAACCUCUUUUUUUCAAUUUUCGCCUAAAACCUAACCUGAAGCAAGGAUAUGCAUAUUCUUGAAACCAUUUGAAAGGAAACACUUUGAAGUUUGUGGAAAUGUGAAAUUAAUGUAGGAGAAUAUAACACAUUAGAUCUGGUAAAAGAUAAUACAAACAAUAAAACAUGCAUUUUUUUAUCAUCUUUGAAAUGCAAGAGAAAGGCCACUAUAUAAUAUUGCAGUUUAGGCACAAUUUAGAUUUUGCCCACUAGAUGGCAGCAGUGUGUGUGCAAAGUUUCAGAUUGAUCCAGUGACGCAUUGUAAUACUGGACUAUUUUGUAUCAAGUCUGCCUAAAUGUGCCGAAUUGGUCAAUUGAUACAUUUUCAAGUACAUAACUAUAGAGAACAUACAAAAAUGAUAUGGUAAUACAAAAUGUAAGUUUACACACUCCCAGGAAUGUCAUACAUGAUGGAUCAUUAACUUAUACACUAACUUUCACACAUCUAGAUGGCCGGGCGGGGUGGGUGGGUGUGGAGCCAGAGACGGCAGGGGUUCAAACUGUAGAACCCAGUUCCUACAUUUUGAAUAUAAAAAUGGAUUUUAUCAAACAAAACUAUGCUACAUUUUAUCGUUGGGACCCUUAGGAUGACAAAUCAGAGCAAUAUUACUGAAUGUAAGUACAUUAUUUACCUUCAGAGGUGAUGUAUCAAACCAGUUGCCGUGAUACGUUUUUUGUUGUUGUGCACUCUCCUCAAACAAUAGCAUGGUAUUUUUUCACUGUAAUAUCUACUGUAAAUUAGACAGUGCAGUUAGAUUAAUAAGAAUUUAAGCUUUCUGCCCAUAUACAGUAAGACAUGUCUAUGUCCUGGAAAGUUUGCUUUUACUUACAACAGUCAUGCUAAUUACAUUAGCACACGUUAGCUCAACCGUCCCGUAUACGGGACACCGAUCCUGUAGAGGUUAACAGGCCCCUUCCUCUCUUCAGUUAACCUGUCAGGCCUUUCUUUCUGUCACAAACUCACCAAGUCUUUGGGGGAAUACAUGAAAGGAAGAUAUUGAACAGAAGAGGAGGAGUCCUCUGAGACAUUUUAGUUGACAACAGAGAUGCACAGUAGUCACUCAAACUAACCAUAUGCCUGUUUCUGGUGUGAAUGCUGCAGUCUCUCACCAUUUAGGACUAGCUUUGCUAGUAUUGCACUGUGAAAAACAUAAAUAGAAUCCUUCCAUGAGAUGUCUCGGUACUGGGGGUCUUCCAUCCUCUUGGCUCAGAUCAUGGUUCAUCAACACACGGCCCACGGGCCAAAAGUUAGUUUUUGGACAAUCACAAGGAAUUCAGCAAAAAAUAUUUUUCUGUUCGGGAAAUCUGUUCCCAAGUAUUCCCACAAAUAAACAAAAAUACACACGAUGGUGUCUAAAUGUAAUCAAUGUAUGAAAUGAUUGUGAUUUUCAAAUGCAAUCUCUUUUUGGACCUAGUUGUGGUCAAUUUGCAAUGUACAAAUUAUUAUAAUUAUUUUCCGGCCCCCCGACCAUUCACUCCGACAAACAUCGUCCCGCGGCUGAAUGUAGUUGCCUACUCCUGCCUUAAGAUGAGAUUGAACUGAGAACGCUAACCCUCCUCUCCCCAUCUCACCUAUUUUAAUUCUGGAGUGAAUCCAUCGACCAUAACCUCUCUCUCCCUGUCUCCUCCAGGAUGUCCGCGGCCGGUGGGUGUGCAGCAUGGGGAGAUGGUGAACCAGACUGAGGCUAACCGAGGCUCCUCCCCCCCUGGUACCCUGCUGUCCUAUAGCUGUGAGCCAGGCUACGCCCCCGAUGGACCCACCACCAUCACCUGUACCACCGCUGGAACAUGGUCCCACCAGCCUCCACACUGCAUAAGCACUGAUGGUUAGCAACACACACACGUUGCAUACGAACCAACGGGGGGGAGAUAUAUAUACAACACACACACACACUGAACCAAUGAUUAGUAGUAGUAAAACACACACUCACCAUUACUUGUCCUUCCUUACACAUCUUAUUGGCUUUUUCUAAUCUGCAUUGAUUAGAAUACUUUUCUGACUUCUCUCUCUGACUCUCUCUCCCCUCCCCUCUCCCCCCCCCCCCCCAGUGUGUCCCCCCCCCACGGAGCCAGAGAACGGAGGGUACAGGUGCCACCCGUCCCCCUGCCACCGCCUCACCCAGAAGACCGUGAUAGAGUACUUCUGUGACGAGGGCUACGCUCUGAAGGGGGACUACAAAUUCCUCACCUGUGAGAACGGGGAGUGGGACGCUCCCAUGCAGAUCACCUGCCGCCUCAGCCAAGGUUAAGACCCAGAGUUACUACUCCUCAUAUCGUACCUGUUGUAAUGUAGACCUUUACCAGACCACUGUUCUGCCUGAGACACGGAUUUGACUGUGAGGCAAUUAUUUAAAAACCUAUUACAUUUCAAACUCAAUUGACAAAAGAAUCCAAAAGUAUUGUCCACUGCCAGUCCUGUGUGUCCUCUCUUCUGACUGUCUCUCUCUCUCUCUCUCUCUCUCUCUCUCUCUCUCUCUCUCUCUCUCUCUCUCUCUCUCUCUCUCUCUCUCUCUCUCUCUCUCUCUCUCUCUCUCUCUCUCUCUCUCUCUCUCUGUCAAUUCAAUGUGUUAUUGGAAAGUAGAUAUUCGUAUUGCCAAAGGAACAAUCCUAAACCUCUUUCUCUCUCUCCUUCUCAGAUAAGGAGCCGCGGUCUCCGUUGACGAUGCCAGCUCUGUCCAUCGUAGCGUCCACAGCCUCCUCUGUAGCUCUCCUCCUGCUGUUGGUGGUGCUGUUCGUUCUCCUGCAGCCCAAGCUCAAGUCCUUCCACCACAGCAGGUACACACCUUUACAUCUGCGUGGAUAUUUUGCCUCCAUUUUGGGCCAGUCAGAUCCAGUUUGGCGAAGACAAAACUGGUUUUACAAGUUUAACAGGCCGAGCAAAUGAAAAUACCGUCAAAGUGGAAAGCUGCUGUAGAAAUAGUUCAACAGUUAACCAACAGGUGUGCAUAUCGCUAACAGCCGUACCGUCUCUGGGUCUGUGAUUUAACAGUCGGUACUCAUUAGAUCUAAUGUUAGUAGGCAGCCCUGUUGAUUGUGUUGUCAGGCCUGGGGGGCUUUGAGGCAUGGUGGCAUGCAUGAUGAGUUCCACAACCACCUCUAGUCUACACAGGACAGGAACAUCACACAGCACCGCACCACCAUAAAUACUGGGUGGCGUGCAAUAUCCUAAAUCUUUCUCUCUCCCUCUCUCUCUCUUAUACACGCCUCCCUUCUUUCUAUUACAUUCUCUCCCAUCUGCUCCUCCUCUCUCUCCCUCUAGGCGUGAGCAGGGUGUCUCAGGCCAGCCAGCCUCCAUCGUGGUGGAGGGGGUCCAGGUGGCCCUCCCCUCCUAUGAGGAGGCCGUGUACGGCAGCGGCGGUGCCUCUCUCCCCCCUCCUCCAGAGUCCCGGGUCCAGAUCGUCCUGUCUGAGGGGCCCCAGGGGGCCGAGGGCGGUGCAGAGAUGCUGGGGCCCAGCAGUAGAUCCCAGUCCCACCAUCACAGAGACGGAGAGAGAGACAGUGAUACAGAGCUGUGCCUCCCUUCCACCUCCUCCUUCCCUUCAUCCUGCCGUCACUCAGAGACGGUACUAGUCCACCAGGCCCCCUCCUGCUCUUCCUCUUCGUCGUCGUGGGUUACGGCGCAUGGAGGGGGUGCCCUUGCCAGACGUAGGAACUCGGAGAGCAGCGACCAGCGCAGCCUGCUUUCUAUCACCUCCGUAGACGACUUCUCUGACGGUAGGUGGUGCCGUGUGUGUGUGCUCGCUCACAUGCAUGUCCUCCGCUGUCCAAGGCUUCGUAUUAGCCCUUAGACAUUGUUUACCUUUUGUAGUCUUGACUGGACUCUCAUCCCAUCUUCACUUCUACCUGCAUUCAUACAUACUGUAGCCUGUAGCUAUAAUCUCUCUCCUCUCUGUGUCUCUCUCUCCAGAUAUCCCCCUGUUAAAGGAAGCCUGAAGCCCCCUGCAGCAGCACCACUCCCCCCUACAGCUGACCAGGAAACACUGAGGCUUCUGCUGGGGCCUACUGGGGCUUUCUACCUGAACUAUACCACCCUACCCUAUAUCUCUGAACCACAGAACUACAGAAUUACCCAGCGCAGCAAAGACAGGAAUCAUGUCAAAGAAACUCAACCUCCCUCCACAUCUGCAACUUCUCACACGGUGCAAAGACGAGUAGAGUCCACUUCACCCCCAACUAUUACCACCCAUGCACAGAAAUGAGACAAACCAUGUCCGCCCCCAGUAUCCUCUCCCCGUGUCCUGGCUACCCCUUCUGCAAUGAUCUCUAAACUACUACCCGUGUGGAGAAAAGACAAGACUACUCCCUCCCUCUCUCUCUCAUACUGGGAACUGAUGAACCUGUAAUAACUACUGACCCCCUCAGCUUCAGAAUGGAUCUCAACACAGACAGACAGGCAAGCAGACAGGCAUCAAGUGGUUCCAGCUAAAUAUAGAUGCAUACUGUAUGUAUAAGAGCACACAUAGUCACUGACCAAAGGUUUGGUACUGUGUAUGUGUCACUAUGUACACAGCAGAGCCAUUUAUAUAUACAGGGUUCUCCCAAAAUAUUUAAGAGAGGCGCUGCACCACCUUGUGGACUGGCUGCGCCACUAUGUUAAAAAAACAAUUUAUCAUUUAAGGCAAUUUUUUUGCUCUAGAUUGCAGGAAAUGACCCUGCCGUACUCAGCAGCACCACCUUGUUAAAAUAAAUCCUGGGGAGAACCCUGAAAUAGCUCUGGUACACAGAACACACUUCCCUCUAGGCCUAGGUGCCGUCACCCAAUCAGCCACACUUCCCUCUAGGCCUAGGUGCCGUCACCCAAUCAGCCACACUUCCCUCUAGGCCUAGGUGCCGUCACCCAAUCAGACACACUUCCCUCUAGGCCUAGGUGCCGUCACCCAAUCAGACACACUUCCCUCUAGGCCUAGGUGCCGUCACCCAAUCAGCCACACUUCCCUCUAGGCCUAGGUGCCGUCACCCAAUCAGACACACUUCCCUCUAGGCCUAGGUGCCGUCACCCAAUCAGAACACACUUCCCUCUAGGCCUAGGUGCCGUCACCCAAUCAGAACACACUUCCCUCUAGGCCUAGGUGCCGUCACCCAAUCAGAACACACUUCCCUCUAGGCCUAGGUGCCGUCACCCAAUCAGCUACACUUCCCUCUAGGCCUAGGUGCCGUCACCCAAUCAGACACACUUCCCUCUAGGCCUAGGUGCCGUCACCCAAUCAGACACACUUCCAAAGGCUUUAUCUCAAACCGCAAGGCUAGUAGCUAACAUAAUUAUGCUUUUAUCGCUGCUGCUGAUGAUAAUGAUUACUGUGGAUACAGACUUGUACUUGUGCAUCUCCCUACUCUAAUGCGGAUAAGGAGUAUCUCUCUUCAAUGAGGACUAUCUUGGUUUGGGCCUUGGCCUGGUUUCGCUGGCUUAUGCUGCAUGUUUUCUGUAUUGAUCAAUGGAUGACGUCCUGCGGCCCACACGGUGGCCCUGUCUGUCCACUCUGAAUGAAGCUAAUAAUUAAAGCCCCUCUCCAACUCUGCUGCCACUCUCUGGCAUCUCCUUGGGUCAGACAGCGCCGCUUUCGUCUGAGGGACCAGUGUCACAUAGGAGUGACGUCACCUGUCAGAAGACGAUACACGUAGGAUGGAUGGAAGGAGCGCGUCACCAAAGCAAGCAGAUAGCAGGGCUAUAGACAGACUGUAUCAUGUUAAAAGAAGAUCAAUGCCUUUUUCUGUUCGUCACAACCACCCGAUAUCUGUGUUGUUUUGGGCUCCCCUUUUGAUGUGACUAUCUGAGGGGGAGGUUUUGUUUGGGAGGCGUCAGUAUAUUUUUGCCGCCUGGCUGUGUGUGUGUGUGUGUGUAUCUGGCUGUGGAACUGAACAACAUAUGACUGUUUCAUGAAUGAAGAGGGCUGCACUAUAAUGUCAAAUUAACCAAGGCCUUGUUGUUGUUGUUUUUUACAUGAUGAAAACAUGUUUAUUUGGUGUUUGGUGACUGGACAUUAGAUAAUAUAUUUCUUUUUUUCAAUCUAUUUAUUGCGUGUGGGGCAAGGUUGGGUCCACUUGAGGUGUUUGUCACUUGGUUCGGAUGCGCUAAAAAUGUGUUUGUGUGUGUGAGAGUGUGUGUGGGUGUGGGUGUGUGUGUGGGUGUGUGUGUCUUUGCCUCUGUGUACGUUAGGCGAGAGAGAACGGACAUGCCCAUAGAAUGGGUACACAGGAAAUGGUACCCAGGAUCCCUGCCCUUAGUAGAGAUGGCUUCACACAGCUACCCCAGUUCAAAAUGGCUGCCCUCUUUUUUUCCUGCUUUUUACAAUGGUCAUAAGAACAAACAGUCCUUACUGUAAGAAUACAGUACAUGAUGUAUAUUUUAAAUGUUCAAGGAUUAAAAUGUCCUCCAUUUUCUGCAGAGUUGCUUCAGAGUAACCUCGUGGAUCUGCGACUUAAACUGA
Messenger RNA from Coregonus sp. 'balchen', 8458 nucleotides. The record is from the annotation of a GenBank genome assembly. Lineage: Eukaryota; Metazoa; Chordata; Actinopteri; Salmoniformes; Salmonidae.